UGUGCCUUAUAAGGGAGACUGGUUGGAGGUUGAGUAUUCAAUUCAACCAGGCACCUCGAAAAUGAAGACACACUCAGUGAAGCCUAUUAUGCGUAAUCAUGUCAAAGAGGCCCGUGUUACCAGUGUGAAUGGAAGACAUGGGGUGAUAGAUCACAAUUACUAUUUUACUCUGGAUUCUCUGAUAUGCCCUAAGGGAUAUGUGCCUCAAGUCCACGAUGUUGUCAGUGUGGACAUCGUGGAGAGUGAUCAGAAGCAGUAUCUGUGGAGAGCAUUUGCAAUCAACCCAAUUGAAACAUCACUGUAAUGACAAUACUUAAGUAUUUCCUGUCCACUCUUAUUCCUGAGGGCUGUAAAGGGCAUGGUCCCUUGAAAACUUCAACUUUGCCUUCAAUAAAACAAAUUGAGUACAAUUAUUUUGGUGUGGACAAUGAGAAACUCACUGCCUCUUGAGGUCCCUGAACCCACUGUAGCAGAGGCCAUUGAUUUAUUAGCAAACAUGAGCUGGAGAGUUGCAGAAAGAAGGAAGGAACUUGUCAUAAAUCCUUUGAAAUUAUAAUUUAAUUUUUUGAUCUUUGUACUCCGAAUUGGAUUGAUUUAUACAGAGCCUGCUGACUUUCCUCAAGUCAGAAUUUUAGGUAAUGAAUUGGCUUCCAAAAGCAGCAGCAUGAUAAUAUACAUUUCACUGCUUUGAUACUUGCAAUUAACUUCUCUAUGAACCCACAAUUUGCUUUAUGCCCAAUUGUUUUUGUCCAUGGCAUCUUUCAUCUUUCAUCAACAGCAAAAUUUGAUGGUAUCUAUUGUUGCUGUA
Molecule: messenger RNA, 808 nt
Organism: Ochotona curzoniae (black-lipped pika)
Lineage: Eukaryota; Metazoa; Chordata; Mammalia; Lagomorpha; Ochotonidae
Product: cancer/testis antigen 55-like
Exons: 2
Coding region: 62-304 (80 amino acids)
Source: RefSeq, a predicted model, not a curated record